AUGUCGCUCGCAUCAGCUGAGGGACGCUGGUCUGCGUGUUCGAAGAGAACGGGUGAAUACUCUCUGCUUGGCAGGGCCGAGGCGCACGGGAUCUGGGCCGGCGCGAGCUUGCUCUACGGCGAGCGUCUUCAAGUCCUGAAGAAUGACUGUUUUUUAUUUUCGUGUGCAAGUUGCAAUGAAGACGAUAUAGUCGAUUUCUUUAAUAGCGCAUUACAGUGCCUAACGCGUAUACAGCAAGAGCCGAGAGAGACACUUUAUCGAGAUUUAGAUAACCAUGCUAGAACAAUUAACAGUCUUUUGUCCGUGGUUUGUUAUUAUCAAAAUGCCGAAACCAGAGAAUGCAUCGUUAUUCUCGAGACGCUGUACCACACACUGCGCCAAAUCACGCAUCCGCUUGAUAUUGGAAGACCUGCUGGAGCUAGACUAAGAGCAGUCCCACCACCUACAUCUAUCACAGGCCACAGAGGUCGUCCGAGAUAUGACAUUUCGUAUGCACAACUGUGCCAUUGUCUGCGGCUUGGGUUUAACUGGCAGGGAAUAGCAUCCUUAUUAGGAAUAGAUCGCCUCACUUUGUUCCAGCACAGGCAGCGUCUUGAAAUCAGACCGAUGGAGUUUGCAGAACUGUCUAACUAUGAGUUGAACACACUUGUCAGACAGAUUUUGCAAAGAACCCCAAAUGCAGGCGAGACCUACAUUCUGGGUAGUCUCCGGUCUCGCUCUAUCCGCAUCCAGCGUUGGAGGGUGAGACAGUGUUUACAUGAGAUAGAUCCUAUUGGAAGGUCACUCGGGCGCCGACGUGCUGUCAGAAGAAGAAUUUAUUCUGUGCAAACUCCUAACCAACUCUGGCAUAUAGACGGAAAACAUAAACUGGUCAGAUGGAGGCUGAUUUUCCACGGGUGUGUUGAUCUUCAACCAGCC
Sinocyclocheilus rhinocerous is the source of this 918-nucleotide messenger RNA. RefSeq lists its product as uncharacterized. The transcript is spliced from 3 exons. The record is from RefSeq and is a predicted model, not a curated record. Lineage: Eukaryota; Metazoa; Chordata; Actinopteri; Cypriniformes; Cyprinidae. The annotation marks the transcript as partial.